Coffea eugenioides is the source of this 1385-nucleotide messenger RNA. RefSeq lists its product as uncharacterized. The record is from RefSeq and is a predicted model, not a curated record. Bases 106 to 1167 code for a protein of 353 amino acids. NCBI's taxonomy places the organism in Eukaryota, Viridiplantae, Streptophyta, Magnoliopsida, Gentianales, Rubiaceae. The transcript is spliced from 2 exons.
AAGAAUCCGAAUCUAGUACUCGGACCCAGGUAACCCGUGGAUUGAAAGUUUCUUCUUCUUCUUCUUCUUCACCUGUCUCCAAGAUUCCUUAAACCCUAAAAAUCCAUGUCGAUGAUAACUCUUUCAAGACUCUUUUCGCCUAACCCAUCUCUCAAAACUCCAUUUAAAUUUAAACCCUCUUUUCAAAAGCCAUCUUUCUUUACUCCCACUCUGAACCAUUCAAUCCCAUUUUACCCUUCUUUAGAUAAAGCUAACCCCUUCAAGCUUCAAGGAAAACGCCUGCCUUUUGGGAAGAAUCUUGGGGUCACAUUCGACAAUAAGAGAAGUUUUGGGCUUUUUGCUAAGGCUGAGGAGAAUGAGGAAAUGGAUAAAGCUGAAUUGGAGGCUAGAGGGCAGAGUACCAUGCCUGAUAGGUUCAGACCCUUGACUAAAGAAGCUCCCGAUAAGCCAAUCAGAUGGCCUUGGUUUAUAGCAUUGGCUUUUGCACUUUAUGCCUGGAGAACUGUCUUGUGGGAAUUGUCCAACUGGAAGAAGGCUGUGGCAGCUAUCUUCCAAUUCCUUGGAUACAUCUUAAAACUCGCAUUAGCCCUUGUAUUCCAUUUUAUAGGGGAUCCAAUUACAUCCUUGAUUAGAGGUAUUGAGACUACAUUUUACACCAUUCGAGCAUCCUACUCCUGGGUGAUUGCAUAUGCUCCUAUUCCAGAGCUUUCAACAGUUAUCGUCCUGUCAUCAGCCGUACUUGCUAUCUCUGAAGCGACUGUUCCUGACUCUGUAAAUAGCCAGCCAUACAUGCUCACGUUAGCUGGAUUAAUCGGUCUUGCUGCUGUUAGGAGCUACAUUUCUGAGCUAUUCUUUUGGAUAUUACUUUUGGGUUUGUUUAGUUUUUCUCGUUUUGUUAAGAAGAGAGAUUAUGUCUCUUCUGCAUUGCCUGCGGCAGCUGUUUUAGCUGGUGUGGGAGAACCUUGGAUUAGAAUCAUAGUGCUGGCCUCAUAUCUGGCACUGGCCAUCAUUCAACAUUCAAAGCAACGUUCAGAUGGCAAAGAAAAUGAGGUUACUGGACCAGUUAGGAGAGUUCCAAUUCCUCUUCUUUGUGCUGCAUUGGCAAUUGGUCUCCGCGUUGCCGCUAAAUGGGCUGGAUAUAGACACCUGACAUGGAUGAUUGCUUGACUAACAGGUCUGCUUAUCCUGAUUUCAGCGCUGAGACCAUAGAAUUUGCUCAUCAAAUUGUAUAGCUGGGAUAAGAUUUUGUACUUUCCCCACAUUAUCCCAUUACUUUUGUAACUUGUUUCCUAUAUUCUGCCACAGCAAGUUCACUAAAUUCACAACUUUAGAAGAUGUCAUAUGGUUUGACAGUCAAAAGUGGUUGCCCUCAAUUCUUCUUUAAA